Saccostrea echinata is the source of this 2279-nucleotide messenger RNA. Its product is annotated as neurofilament heavy polypeptide-like. The record is from RefSeq and is a predicted model, not a curated record. Gene Ontology annotation, biological process: smoothened signaling pathway. Lineage: Eukaryota; Metazoa; Mollusca; Bivalvia; Ostreida; Ostreidae. The coding region runs from base 63 to 2279 and encodes 738 amino acids. Gene Ontology annotation, cellular component: centriole; ciliary basal body. The transcript is spliced from 9 exons.
CUGUAGCAAUAUGCGUUCGAAUUUCCUCAGUUCUGAAGUGCACUGUGAAUAGAAUAUCUGUGAUGGAGGGUAUGCUUGAGUUGCUGUCAACGACAGACGCAGCUGUUAAGGCCUUAGACAGAACAAGCAGAUCUCAGUCAUCAAUAAGCAGCAGGUCAUCCUCAGGAUCAAAGAAGAAAAGUAUAUCAGAAGUACCGGACAGUGGAAUCGGUCAAACUGAAGACAGAUCUCAGAAAACAAAGGCAUCUCACAGUAGAGAUACUGAUGAGCUUGAUGUAUCGCAGCACAGCUCUGAUGUUAGUACAACAGCUAGUGAUGUAUUGAUCAGGUCCACUACAGCAGCUCCGGGAGAGAAAAGUAUUUUAGAUGAUGUAACUUUUCAGAGUGUCGAUAAUACAAGUAACAUCUCAAAGUGUUCAAAAUAUUCUUUUGGAAAAGAAAAUUUUAACAGUUCUGGUCCUGUUAAAGUGAAGGUGUCUUCUAAACUGCUGAGAGAAAUUAAGUCUCCAUAUGAAAGCCCAAGGGAGGAAGCGAACACAGGAGAGGAAUCUCCUAAAGUUCAGAAUGUACAACCAGAGAUUAAUCCAAGUAAAUCAAGGGAACAGAGUACAAGUAUAGGAAUGGGUAAAAUCUCAACAGAAUCUAAGGCAAGUUCUAGAGGAGUAGAUACCUCUAGAACACACAGUCAAGCCUCAGAUGUUCUAAAACCAUCUAGUCGACCAAACUCUGCAACUUCAAAGUCCUCUACUGUUAGCCAGCCUGGAUCUAUAGUUAGAGGGCCUACUUCAAAGUCACUUAAAGAUUCAAAGACAGUUAGUCAGACUUCUGUACCAAAACCUGUAAGUAACAACCCCAAGGAUAUCAUAACUCUACAAUGUACCCCACAGAGAAAACAGACCAGUCAACCGAAGAAAGCAAAUACACCAGAAAAACAAAGGAAAACUGAAGGAUUCCCUCAACCUGUUUUUGUAGAGCGGCAUACACCUGAAAAAGUGUACAGAGACAAGAAAAUUCUCUGUAAUGAUGAUGAUAAAGGCAGCUAUAUUGAAGAGUUCUGUAAAGAACAAAUAGAAAGACAAGAUUUGGUGCCAGAAAAAUUAGUAACUGAGUCAGUAGAAACCAGCAUUAACAGUGCUACGAGUAGUCAACCAGAGAUUGUCACUGUACCAGAGAGGAUAGUCACCAUAUCAACCAGGAGCUCUGUCUCCUCAGACCACUCACUUAGCGACUCGGGUCAGAUACUCACCGUCCAGGAGAGACUGGUCACAAUCUCAGCAGCUCAGCCAAUGGAGGAUGAGGAUUCUACUGUCAGUCACACUAAAGAAGAGGAGGAGGAGGAAAAAAUCCCUCCAAGGCUGCCAGAUAAAUUCCAUCAAUAUACCAAGCACCAGAGUGGUGGGUUGAAGCAGGGAUCAGAAAGCAGUGGGGUAUCUGUUAUGGAUCAUCCAUCUGAUUCAGAUGACAUCCAUGUUGAAAAGUUCCGCUUGUCAGAGAAACAACAAUUGAUGAAAGAGAAUUUUACUAAGAGAUUGCAAGGGGGUCCUAAAAAGAGGGUUGUUCAGCCUAGACUAAUUGGUCCAGCUGCCAAGUCAACAAAGAAGGAAACCAAGGAGCAGAGUAUCCAGAACACAGAGGCCAUUACUGCAGCAGUGGCUGCUAGUGCCGCAAUAGCUGCCACACAACCAUUUCUUAAGGCACAACAAGAAUUAGAGAACAAGAUGACCAACAUUUUGAACCAGAUUGGCAGUCUCCAGUCUGAUGUGGCCCCUCCCUUGAAGGGGGAAUCAGAAUCUGAAAGGGUGGCCCAAUUAGAGAAACAACUGGCCACAGUUACAGAGCAGAGAAUACAACAUCUAGAGAAGUUACAAGAACAACAGGUUGCCAUGCAGGCAAAAUUGUUAUCCCUAUCAAGAACACCACAAAAUCGAACCGAAGUCACCAGAUCCAAAUCACCAACCAUAAGAUCUCCUUCAUGGAGUCCGCCUGUACAGAGGAAGAAAGAAUUCCCACCAAAACCAAUCAUAAAGACAACGGGUCAUGGGGAUUAUAAUCAGGAGCAGUUCCGGGAUCACAGAUCACCAGAAACCCCUAAACCCAGGACCAAUCCUCCCAAACCACUGUCUUUUGAAUUUCGAAACAAGAAACAGCCAUCAACUCGAGGGAUCCUAGAGGAAAUACUGGCAUCUGAUGCAUCCCCCCGCCGUGACGUUCCCGAGCCCACCAAGUACGAAGACAAAGACAAGGAAUACAGGAGAAAUGAUUCUGAAAACAAAGCAUAA